AUGAUUAUCAAGCCUUACCAACUACGAUCGAUUCCCUCAUUUCUCCUCCCGUUCACGGAGUCAACCGCUGGUACUCGAGUACGAAGUCUGCACUAUCGCAUGAAGGCACCGCCUAUACCCCGCCCUACACCAUUUGUACCAAAUGCUCAAACAUUUCUGACACUCAUUGGACGAAAUUUGAGCCAGCAUAUAUCGAAGAUUCCUUCUUGGAGGGCAUUGUUUACGUUGACCUCUGAUCAAUUACGAGAGCUGGGAGUUGAGCCUCCACGGACUCGACGCUACCUUUUACGCUGGCGCGAGAAAUUUAGAAAAGGGCAGUACGGCAUUGGUGGAGAUCUUCAACAUAUCGAAAACGGAGUUGCACAGCUACGUGUAGUUGAAGUGCCAUCAUCAAAUCCGAGACACAGUACAGCUACUGCAACAUCCUCCGCGGGGCAGCAAAAAAUCAUUGUCAAUGUGCCUAUAGAAGGCAGUGCAGAGAAUAACUUGGCCGGGAAGAUGGUCCCAGUUCAGGGUCUGCGUAUCAAGGGAGCACAUACUAUCACCGGACCUCAUGUGAAACCUUCCAAAGGAGGAAUUAUGGCAAAAAUUGUUAUUGAAGAAGGAUUGUGGGAAGAUCGCCGAGGUCACAAGAUUGAUGGUGGCGAAAGAAGGCAGGCCGAAGUUCGAGCAAAGAUGAGAGGAGAAGAGAAACGUGCGGCCAGAUAA
Sclerotinia borealis F-4128 is the source of this 708-nucleotide messenger RNA. The record is from the annotation of a GenBank genome assembly. NCBI's taxonomy places the organism in Eukaryota, Fungi, Ascomycota, Leotiomycetes, Helotiales, Sclerotiniaceae.